GGAGAGUGACAGAAGAGAGAGGCUCUCUGAUAAAAGAACUGAGACCAGAAAUCAGCCACCGGUGGAGGGAAACUUUUCUAUUUCUUCUCCUUCUUUUUCUGCAGUUUUUGGGGAGUUACUGCACUGAUCUGCUUUCACAGUUAAACAGGUGAACUGAAGAGCCACAUGAACUUGUUGAAACACUUGAUGCAAUUUGGUUUUUGGGUGGUUUUUCGGAUUGCAUUGCAUUUUUUUUUUCUUCUAAUUUAGCUCCAAGUUUUUAUUUUUUAUUUUUAUGUAAUCCGGUCCUGCUGCUGAUCAUCUGACUUGCCAAUUUGGAAUAACCCUUCAUGGAGACUUUUUAGACCCCUACUUUUUGGAGCCAUUUUUUCAAGUGUAUCGCUUCUGCACCCAAAACUGACUGAACUUACUGACUGAUCUCUCUGUUCUCAGCUGCAUGUCAACACGCGCUGGAGGCUGAAGAAGAAAAGCUCGCUGUGAAGCACUUCUCAACCUGGUCUGGGGAUUUCAAACCACUCUCGUAGGAUUACAAGAAGAUUGGGUGGAACUCCUCUUAACAUGGACUUCAAAUCAGCAGCGGACUUUAAGGGUGAUGACGAAUAAUCGAGGUUGUUCCUCUCCAUGAGCAUGCCGUAGUGCGACACAGCAGUGGAUGAUGUGAUGAUGGUUCUGCUGCCCGUGCCAUGCUGAGAGGGAGGUUAGCUCUCGCGAGUGUGUAUCUGUUUUUCGUCUGUCUGCUCGGACUGAUGCACCAAUCAGCCGCCAGAGCCUGCUCUCCAGACACCCUCACAAAGGUCCGGAAUCUCAUCACAGAAACUCCAGCCAUGAAAGAGAAGUUGAACUGCAGUCUGUACACGCCCACCGCCCAAGACUACAAGCAGACAUGCCCUAAGUCCACCCUGAAAUGUUUCACUAACGAAACCAAAGUUCUCAUUGAAGAGUGGGUGGCCAUCAAUUUCGGACCCAUCAGCACCUUGAGAAAAGUCCACAGGAAUCUUCAAAUUCUAUCAGCAAAGUUUAACCAGCCGGAGUCAGAGUGCCGUCAGUGUGAAUUCCUCAACGAGAAAAAUGCAGAAGAGUUCCUGGAGCAACUUGCGGUGACUCUUCAGACGAUGAACUCUGAGUACUGCUAAGGACUUAAGGACUUUAAAAAAAAAAAAAAAGACACUUCAUUACCUUUUUCUCCUCUUCAUGAACUUUUCAUAUCACCUGAACACGAAUAAAGUGCGCCAUGCAAGAUGUC
Messenger RNA from Perca fluviatilis (European perch), 1243 nucleotides. It is a transcript of the gene il15l, whose product is annotated as interleukin 15, like. Gene Ontology annotation, biological process: immune response; neutrophil activation; positive regulation of tyrosine phosphorylation of STAT protein. The record is from RefSeq and is a predicted model, not a curated record. Gene Ontology annotation, molecular function: cytokine activity; cytokine receptor binding. NCBI's taxonomy places the organism in Eukaryota, Metazoa, Chordata, Actinopteri, Perciformes, Percidae. Bases 684 to 1133 code for a protein of 149 amino acids. The transcript is spliced from 4 exons. Gene Ontology annotation, cellular component: extracellular region.